Daphnia magna is the source of this 1443-nucleotide messenger RNA. RefSeq lists its product as uncharacterized. The transcript has 5 exons. NCBI's taxonomy places the organism in Eukaryota, Metazoa, Arthropoda, Branchiopoda, Diplostraca, Daphniidae. The record is from RefSeq and is a predicted model, not a curated record. Bases 253 to 1443 code for a protein of 396 amino acids.
ACGUUAUUUAGAAAAAGUCGAGAUUUUCCGUAGUAAAAUUAAGAAAACCCAUAGUUUUUCAACAGUAAAUACUUUUUGAAUUGACAAGUGAACGACAUAGAUCAUCAUGGCAGUUAACUUUUUCCGGAUGACUGGGAAUCGAUUUCAAAAGAAGAAUUGUCAUCUGCCAGAUCGAGGCUGGCAGGAUUCAUUGAAGCCGUUCCGGAUAAGGACAGGGAACUAAGAGAGCGAUUGGAAGCAUUAGAGAAAAUUAUGAUGUCCACUCAAAAUGGAAUACUUGGAUCACUAAGAUUGAUUGCUACGAUGGAACAAGGAGCCAAUAAGAUUGCAGCAAAAGAUGUCCUGGCCGAGUUCAGAAAGGCCCAUGAGCUUAUGCGCCAACGGCUCUUCAUUCUCACAAUUUGGCGCAAAUUCGACUAUGCCACUGCUGACAAAGUUGCCAGAAGAAAGGCUGGGGAAUACUUGGAUCCUGAUCUCGCUAAAGUCUUGGAGGAAAAAGACAAGAGGGAAAUAAAACGUGAACGGAAGAAAGAAAAGGACAGAUCACGUGGCCAAGGAAAACGUUUCAGAGGCAACCACUCAUAUCAGGUCGAUUUUGGAGCUGGACCUUCAAAUCCCAGGGGCUACCACGGGCACGGCGCUAACAAACCAGAUUUGAUACAAGUGCCCCUUUCGACAAAGAUCACACAGGACAAUAAUGUCACUGAACAGUCCAACAUUAACGACGAUCAUACAGAAUUUAUCCCUGGCUCAAUUCAUCAGGAAAAGGUUCGAGAAUUCUGGAUUAAAGAACUAAAAGCCGGCGACUGGGUUUUGAAUGUACUGGAAGAAGGUUACAUCAUUCCAUUCACGAAGGCUCCAGCUGCCUACGAAGAACCCAACAAUGCUUCAGCCAAUAAAGAUCCGGUUUUUGUCCACCAAGCAGUAACAGAACUUGCAACAUUGGGAAUCAUCCAGAAAACGAUCGCUUAUGGUCCAAAGCCAAUUCUGGCAAAAGAAUUAGCUGGAACUCUAGGAAAAAUGGUCUCAACAGAACCAGCACUAGGACCAGUAGUCAUUAUGGCGGCAAGAGCCGCUUACAUAGAACUAGAUGCGGCAGUACAAGGAAGAGGAUGGAGCACUUUUCUAGAAGAGAAGAUUUGGGCAAGUGAUGCCUCUGGAUUUGCCACAUGUGCUUACUCGAUCAAAGGAGAGAAACUUUACUAUAGAGGAUUGCUAAACGAGGACGAAAGAAGACUAUCAUCUGGUCAUAGAGAACUUCUCGCAGUGAGAAAAACCCUGGAAUAUUACCAACAUACAGGGGCGACCAACAACAAAGCCACCAACAUUUACUGGCUCACCGACAGCCAAAAUUUGACCACUUUCUUAACGAAAGGGUCGGGAAAGAGACAUAUUCAAAGGAAAUCUUCGAAGUCAUGGUCCUCUGCAAAAAACUUAGUUUGA